Molecule: messenger RNA, 1749 nt
Organism: Diceros bicornis minor
Lineage: Eukaryota; Metazoa; Chordata; Mammalia; Perissodactyla; Rhinocerotidae
Gene: DRAM2
Product: DNA damage regulated autophagy modulator 2
Exons: 8
Coding region: 115-915 (266 amino acids)
Biological process (GO): regulation of autophagy; photoreceptor cell maintenance
Cellular component (GO): lysosome
Source: RefSeq, a predicted model, not a curated record
UGGCUGCUCGGGAGCGCGCCCCGAGGGCCCCGCCCAUCUCCGUCCAACCGGCAGGCUCCGUCCAGCCGGCCACCAGCACAAGCGGGCUCAUCCAAGCAAGAAGACCUGUUUGAGAUGUGGUGGUUUCAGCAAGGCCUCAGUUUCCUUCCUUCAGCCCUUGUGAUUUGGACGGCUGCUGCUUUCAUAUUUUCAUACAUUACUGCCAUAACUCUCCACCAUGUUGACCCUGUUUUGCCUUAUAUCAGCGACACUGGUACAGUAGCUCCAGAAAAAUGCUUGUUUGGGGCCAUGUUAAAUAUCGCCGCAGUUUUAUGCAUUGCUACCAUUUAUGUUCGUUAUAAGCAAGUUCAUGCUCUGAAUCCUGAAGAGAAUCGUAUCAUCAGAUUAAACAAGGCUGGCCUUGUGCUUGGAUUACUGAGUUGUUUAGGACUUUCUAUUGUGGCAAACUUCCAGAAAACAACGUUUUUUGCUGUACAUGUAUGUGGAGCUGUGCUCACCUUUGGUAUGGGCUCAUUAUAUAUGUUUGUUCAGACCAUCCUUUCCUACCAAAUGCAGCCCAAAAUUCAUGGCAAACAAGUCUUCUGGGUCAGACUGCUGCUGGUUAUCUGGUGUGGAGUAAGUGCAUUUAGCAUGCUGACUUGCUCAUCACUUUUGUACCAUGGCACUUUUGGCACUGAUAUAGUAGAAAAACUCCAUUGGAACCCAAAGGACAAAGGUUAUGUGCUUCAUGUGAUCACUACUGCAGCAGAAUGGUCUAUGUCAUUUUCCUUCUUUGGUUUUUUCCUGACUUAUAUCCGUGAUUUUCAGAAAAUUUCUUUACGGGUGGAAGCCAAUUUACAUGGACUAACCCUCUAUGACACUGCUCCUUGCCCUGUUAACAAUGAACGAACACGGCUACUUUCCAGAGAUUUAUGAUGAAAGGAUAAACUAUUUCUGUGAUGAUUAUGAUUCUCAGGGAUUGGGAAAAUGUUCUUCCAAGUUACUUAUUCUGCUUUGAAAUUUUCAACCAAUUAAUCAAGACUGACAGCGACAUUGAAGAAUACUGAUAAUCAAGAGACAUGAGUUAAGCCAUUUGAUACGUUAUUUUAAAAGAUAUCGUCAAGAGGAUCACGUAAAAACAUUUAUGCCUAUACUUUUUUUACCCCAGAAAAUAAAACCAAAGGACUACAGCAUUGUAGAUUUUUUCUACUUGAUUUAAGAGAAACAACCAGAAGUGCACCAAGCAGUCUGCAAAACCCAGCUGUUCACACCUUGUAAAUCAAUGUAAAGCGUGUUUUGUUUGGAGCACUUUUAUGAGAAACAUUUUCCACAACCUCAAAUAAUCAGCAUAUCUCAGCAGCUCCUUUAGAAUUGGGUUUUGAAGUAAUAGUUUUACCAGAUUAAUAUAUUUCUUAUAGUCUUUAUAAAAUCUGUUUCUUCUGGAAUCUGUCUAUAGAGGGAAGCAGACCUGAAUUCAUGGGAGUGGUUUCGUUGCUUAACCUUUGCACAAGAGAUUCUAAAGGUAUUAAUUUGAUUCCUGCCACAAGGCCAGAUAAUAUGCUAACUGGUCUAUUAUACAUGCUUGAAAUCAUUUCAUCAAGCUUAUUCUCUGUAAUUUUAAUCACUAAUGAAUAAGAGAAGUAGCUAUAGGUAGAUUUACUUCAAUUGUGUUUUAUAUAAAAUGAGGGUUAGUGUUCAUACACAAGGCUGAUAAGUUUGUGAAUAAAAGCAGAUAUGAUUAAUAUCAAAUAAAAGCCACCCUAAUCUGCA